This is a messenger RNA of Peromyscus maniculatus bairdii (prairie deer mouse), 3695 nucleotides long. It is a transcript of the gene Srr, whose product is annotated as serine racemase. Lineage: Eukaryota; Metazoa; Chordata; Mammalia; Rodentia; Cricetidae. Gene Ontology annotation, biological process: D-serine biosynthetic process. The record is from RefSeq and is a predicted model, not a curated record. Gene Ontology annotation, cellular component: cytoplasm. Gene Ontology annotation, molecular function: L-serine ammonia-lyase activity; threonine racemase activity; ATP binding.
CGGGGGUACGCAGACGAUUCUUUAGGGAACCCUCUGUCCUGGGGCCUCUACCGGACCCCAGCACCCACGCCACUUCGUAUCUCCUCACGACUGAAUCCAGGGGCCGGCGACAGAAGGGGGAACCACCACAGCCGCGGCGUUCCCAGUCAUCCUUCAUCACUCCUUCUUUAGUGGUUUUAACGUGCUUAAUAUAUGUCUUUAAAUAUACAUGUAUCCUUGCAUAAUAUAUAAUGUUUUAUGUAUGUAUUUUAAAUGUACAUAAUUGAUAUUGUGUUACAAAUCUCAUGCUGUUUCUUUUUCAUGUUUCCAUAAAUACUUCUAUUACGUAGUAUUUCCUAAAUGACUUUACACCCUUUGCCACACUGGUCCUGGGCCAAGAUGGGCCAAAGUCCUUACCCAGAAUUUCUUGAACUGAAAUUGAGAGAAAAAUCCCUCUUCAGUGUGGAAGCCAUAAAAUGUAAAUCACAGGAGCAUUCAGCAGCCAUGUGUCCUGCCGUAUGGAGCCAGCUGGUCUGCUGUGAAAAGGAAGCCGACAUGCCAAAGGCAGCAGAGAACCAUGUCUGCUCAGUACUGCAUCUCCUUUGCUGAUGUUGAAAAAGCUCAUACCAACAUUCGAGAUUCUGUCUACCUCACGCCAGUGCUCACAAGCUCCAUUUUAAAUCAAAUAGCAGGGCGCAGUCUUUUCUUCAAAUGUGAACUCUUCCAGAAAACUGGGUCUUUUAAGAUUCGUGGAGCCCUUAAUGCCAUCAGAAGCUUAAUUCCUGACACUUUGGAAGGGAAGCCCAAAGCUGUUGUUACUCACAGCAGUGGAAACCAUGGCCAGGCUCUCACCUUUGCUGCCCGACUGGAAGGGAUUCCUGCUUACAUAGUGGUGCCUCAAACGGCUCCCGACUGCAAGAAACUGGCAAUUCAAGCCUAUGGAGCCUCUAUAGUGUACAGUGAACCGAGUGAUGAGUCCAGGGAAAAGGUCACUCAAAGAAUUAUGCAAGAAACAGAAGGCAUCUUGGUCCAUCCCAACCAGGAGCCUGCAGUGAUAGCCGGACAAGGGACAAUUGCCCUGGAAGUGCUGAACCAGGUUCCCUUGGUGGAUGCACUGGUGGUCCCUGUAGGGGGAGGAGGAAUGAUUGCUGGAAUAGCCAUUACAAUUAAGGCCCUGAAACCCAAUGUGAAGGUAUAUGCUGCCGAACCCUUGAAUGCAGAUGACUGCUACCAGUCCAAACUGAAAGGGGAGCUGACUCCCAAUCCUCAUCCUCCAGAGACCAUAGCAGAUGGUGUCAAGUCGAGCAUUGGCUUAAACACCUGGCCUAUUAUCAGAGACCUUGUAGACGAUGUCUUCACUGUCACAGAGGACGAAAUCAAGUAUGCAACCCAACUGGUGUGGGAGAGGAUGAAACUGCUCAUUGAACCCACCGCUGGCGUCGGACUGGCCGCAGUGCUGUCGCAGCAUUUCCAGACAGUCUCUCCAGAAGUGAAGAACAUCUGUAUUGUACUCAGUGGUGGGAAUGUAGACUUAACCUCCCUAAGCUGGGUGAAGCAGGCUGAAAGGCCAGCUCCUUUCCAGACUAUUUCUGUUUAAAUUCAUGAGGGAGAGGUUGUCUCUAGAUGAAAAUUGUUUUCCGUCUUUGCUUUUUAUAAUUGUUUUCAAAAUCCUAAUGGAGUAUUUCAGUAAGAGUUAGAAUUUGGAGACCAAGAAACAGUGUAAACCCCACUCAGUGGAGACAUGAGCAGCUGACACAGAAAAGCACAAACUGCCUAGUCACAAGCCAGACUCCCACCCACAGUCCUGACCGCAGUAGAGACAGAAUCACACUGACUCCAUUACUCCAUGUCCACUUCAGAGGCUGUUGAGGAGAUCUCACUUUUCACCCAUGGUACUGGUUCUGGUACAUAUGGAUCAUAAGUCCAUUUGGGGAAAACUCGCUUAUAGAGGUUCAUUAAUACUGUAUCCUGAGAUUUUAGCUUCCCAUCAAAACUGCACUUCAUAUGGCCAUGGGUACCUAGAAGGAAAACAGCAAAUUGGUCCAAGUAGACACUUUAAACAGUGAACUUUAUAGCCCAGUAGUCCAUUGGUAACACCAGGGAAUCCCAUCUCUUACCUAGAGGCUCCUUGAUGUGUCCCCUGCGGCCCCACUUGGUUCUCAGUUCCACAGGCUUAAACCACAUCACGUCCUCUUAGAAUGGAACAGAGACACAAAAUAAAACCCCCAGCAUCAAGCCAGUCCUCCCACCACAGGGAAUCCGACCCCACUCUCCUUCACUCGUGCCUACCUCUGUUGAAGAACAUGUAGCGAACUACUGCCAUCUUAGUAAAAAUUUUGAAAGGAUGGCCACUCAGAACAACUCUCUUGAUGACCAUCCUGUCUGGAUCCACUGAUAACAGAUGACCUGUAGCAAUGAGGCUGUGCAUUCCUAGGAAAGGAGAGCCACUGUUAAUCUACAGGCCAAACCCUUCAGCUACUGCUCUAAUCUGGUGUUUGGGUUCUUUGAGGGUUUCUCUGCGUAGCUUUGCUCUAAUCUAUUUUAAAGACCCACUCAAGAUUAUCUUGGAGAAAUGCACCGUUACCUUUCUGAGGCCACAAGGACUACUGAAAGAUAUUUCUAUUGAGCCAGUCCCCCCAAACCCACCUUAAAUAUAAUACUCCAAGCAACCCCUAAUGAAGUGUGCCAACAGGUAAGAACUAGUUAUCACCCUGGGCUUACAUACCCCCUCAGUGAGUUUGAAAUUGGUAUUUUUGAAAAACCACCAGUAUACCUUACAGUUAAACCCCAGGUUUAAUUACAGAAAAGUAAUGGUCCUAGUAGGUUCAUUAUUUACCAUUUGGAAGUCAACAUACCAUUGCUUCUCUGCUUGAAAAGUAGCACAGAUGCAGGAGGAAAAGUGAUUGGCGCAAACACUGUCACCACUAGGGCCGCAUCAGCAGUCAAGAAUCUCUGAAAUUUAUGUUUAUCAGCUUCCAACGGAAGGGUCCCAAAUAAAUAGAAAGAAGAGCGAAAAGCCUUUUGAGAAACCAGAAAGCAAUCCAAAGGCUGUUAGGAGCUAUGGUGCUGCCACACAUAGCCCCACCUUUUAAAAUUAUAGUAAAGGAGAUCAAGCAUAGGGCUGUGUACACACUAAGUGCUCUGCCAUAGAUCUGCGUCAUAGUCUCAGCCUAACUGUAACUUAAUCAAAAGCAGUGGUGUUUAAGAUUCAUGUUUUUGUCUGGGUAUAUCCUCAUGGUGUGUGGGUGUGCAUGUGCAGGUGCCUCUAAGCUGACCAGUGUGGCUACUGGGAAUUGAACCCAGGUCCUCUGCAAGCCCCAGUCUGUUUUGUUGAGACAGGGUUCAUGGAUUACAAUAUACCUUCCUCCAUCUCUCAAGGGCUAAGAUUACCAGCUUCAUCUUGUGUUUCUCUACACUACUAACUCUCAGACUUUUUUUUCCCUGAAUUAAUACAACUAAAAGAGAAAACCUGGUCCCAUCAGUGAUUUUUUUCAACUGGAGACAGAAUCAGAGCUUAGACUAUGGCUGGCAUUGAAAGAGUCCUCCAGGUGAUCUGAUCUCACUACAACCAAUACUUUUACUCAGACUGACUGUGCAGCAACCUAGAAAGCCAAGCUCUUGUGUGCUGGGUACAGGACAGUAAGCUAGCAGAAAAGCUCUGUUCAUCUGUAACACAGCUGCUACAUUCUUAAAAUAAUAAAAGCUUUUUAUUAAUA